Sporothrix schenckii 1099-18 is the source of this 306-nucleotide messenger RNA. RefSeq names its product NADH dehydrogenase (ubiquinone) 1 alpha subcomplex 6. The coding region runs from base 1 to 306 and encodes 101 amino acids. The record is from RefSeq and is a predicted model, not a curated record. Gene Ontology annotation, biological process: response to oxidative stress. The transcript has a single exon. Lineage: Eukaryota; Fungi; Ascomycota; Sordariomycetes; Ophiostomatales; Ophiostomataceae.
AUGUACUCGGUGCCGCUGCCGGUGUCAGCCUUACGGACACGGAUCCGGCAGGAGUUUGAGCGGCACCGGUUUGUCAACAAACUGCCGGUGGUGGAUGUGCUGCUGUUCCAGAACAACGCCGACUACCAGGAGACGAUGAACUUUUGGCGCCAGACGACCCAUAUCAUGUCGUAUUUCAAGGAGGAGUCGUUCAAGGAGGGCCCGAAGAUCCCGUCGAGCUUUAUGGAGGGCUUCUUGGAGGUAAGACAGACGAUGCCGAGAGAACAGCAAUUCGCUCAAAACGACAAAAUGAUGUGCCAGUGCUAA